GCUUUACCGGGUAGUCGGGCAGGUGAGGACAGACAGGUAGAGCAGGUCACGAGGUGUCACGUUUCAGUGUCGUCGGGUGGCUUUUUAGCGUCCACCCGGAACAAUUCAAAACGUACGAUUUCCAUUGUAAUCGCCGUCGAAUUUUGUUUACCACCAAACUGGCAACGCUCCGCCAUGGCUCCCAAAUAUGACGGCCUGUCCCACUGUAAGCUGGCCCUGGUGUUUGCUGUGCUCAUGGACAUGUUGGGUGUGGUAUCCCUGCUGCUGGGAGUCUUCGCUCCACUGGAGAUCCAAGGCAGGGACUUUGGGGAUCUGCUGGUGUACACUGGAGCUCUGCUGGUACUAAUGUCCCUGGCAGGCUGGGUCAUGUGGUACAGCGGGAACAUUGAGGGUUUGACCUCCAAAAAGGACCUCGGGGGAAUUGUCGAUGGAGCUAUGGACCGCCUUGCCCGCUCCCUGAGCCGCAAGAUACGUUUGCCCAGGACUCGCAGCAGCCCGACAUAGGAAGUGAGAUCCAAAGAUGCCACCUGAACCACCUGACUGUUACACAGAGAUCUGCUGGUUGCAGGCCAAACUGCCCGAUGAUAAGGAGUGUCACUGUUGCUUGUCGUCCUCUGUACCGGUACCUCUCCUGUGGCUAAAAACACAGAGUUAUGGAGACAAGGUGUCACUUUUUGUAUUCAUGGCGACAACUGAGAUGUUACUACAUUCAG
This is a messenger RNA of Pungitius pungitius (ninespine stickleback), 713 nucleotides long. RefSeq names its product transmembrane protein 238-like. The record is from RefSeq and is a predicted model, not a curated record. The transcript is spliced from 2 exons. The coding region runs from base 175 to 504 and encodes 109 amino acids. Lineage: Eukaryota; Metazoa; Chordata; Actinopteri; Perciformes; Gasterosteidae.